CCCAGUCGUUGCAGUGAUACAUCCCCAAUUAGUCUUAACUGUAGUAAAAAAUCAGUGGUCUAAAUACAUACAUUCACGACUCGUAAACUUAAAUCAAUAUGAGUGGUUCAGGAAAGGGUCUCUUGGGACUUUGGCUCUAUAGGAAUGGGUCGGAAUGGGAAGUUAAAAAUGAAGCCCAACAUCACCCCAAACUUGCUGAACUCAACAUGGCGGCUCGACAGCAGACCCAGCAAUCAGAGAGCGAGAGGAUUUCAGUGAUAUUUACGUUAAGGAAUCAAGUCGGUGGACUGGUCAAAGCUCUGACUGUGUUCCAAGACCUUGGCAUCAAUGUCCUCCAUAUAGAGUCCCGUAAAUCUGUAACUGAAGUUUCCUCUUCGGACAUUUUGGUGGAUGUCGAGUGUGAUCCUCAUCGUAUGGAGCAAUUGAAAAGGAUGCUCAAACGGGAAGUUCAAGACUUCGAAGUGGUAUCAUCUCAAACUGGCGAAGAGUUUCCACCCCCGACACCGUUAUCUGCUGCUGCUAGUUUCGAUUUUGGUGAGAUGCAUUGGUUUCCUCGUAAAAUAUCUGACCUGGAUCGAGCCCAAAACGUCUUGAUGUAUGGCUCUGAGCUUGAUGCUGACCACCCCGGCUUCAAAGAUCCAGUUUACCGCAAGCGACGAGAACAAUUUGCAGCCAUUGCCAACAACUACAAGUAUGGUCAACCCAUUCCCAAAGUACAAUAUACGGACGUUGAAAUAAAGACGUGGGGCAUCGUGUUCCGUGAACUUCAUAAACUUUACCAGAAGCACGCAUGCGAGGAGUAUCUCGAGAACUGGCCCCAACUCGUCAAGUAUUGUGGCUAUCGGGAAGAUAAUUUGCCUCAGUUGGAGGACGUAAGCGCUUUCCUCAAACGUAAAACUGGAUUUCAACUGCGGCCCGUUGCGGGUUACCUUUCACCUAGGGACUUUUUAUCGGGUUUGGCGUUCAGGGUGUUUCACUGCACACAGUAUAUUCGUCACUCGUCGGAUCCCUUUUAUACCCCUGAACCUGAUUGCUGCCACGAGCUAUUAGGACAUAUGCCUUUGCUUGCCAACCCUAGCUUUGCGCAAUUUUCACAAGAACUGGGGCUCGCAUCCCUCGGCGCUUCCGACGAAGACAUCGACAAAUUGGCGACGCUGUACUUCUUCACGGUCGAGUUUGGUUUGUGUCGGCAAACUGACGGAACCUUCAGAGUCUAUGGAGCUGGUCUGCUGUCGUCUGUGGCCGAACUCCAACAUGCUCUGGUUACUCCUGACAAAAUCAAGCGCUUCGAUCCUGAAGUGACCGUCAACGAGGAAUGUAUUAUUACGUCUUAUCAAAAUGCGUAUUACUACACUGACUCAUUUGAAGAGGCGAAGGAAAAAAUGAGAGCUUUUGCUGACAGCAUACAACGACCCUUCGGCGUGCGAUACAAUCCAUACACUCAAAGCGUGGAAGUGCUCAGUAAUGCUCAGAAGAUUACUGCCUUGGUUAGAGAGCUGCGGGGCGACAUUUGCAUCGUAUCUUCAGCGAUUAAGAAAAUUUCUGCUCAGGACUCUACGCUAGAUGUUGAAACAAUUGCUAACAUGCUCCACACGGGGCUCCAGGUCCAGGAGCGGAGUCCUCAGAGCACGUCAGGCGGAAGCACGCCAACCUCAGAACGCGGCGCCUCUCCACGACAUGAGCCAAAGAAACCCGAACAGUCUGACGUUUGAAGAAAUGAUUCAUCUCUUUCCAUAACUUCGAUCGCUAAUGCUAGGUCACGCUUCUAAAUCAGGUCACUCCGACCAGCUUACUUCAUGAUAUUAAUAUAACAAUAUUAUCUACUUCCACGGUGUACUUGUAGGAUGUUGUAUCGUGUAAUUAACUCGUAGGCGGACGUAUCUAUACUUAGCUCUACGUACCUAAAGGUAUUUCAUAGUUUACUGUUACUAACAUUCAUAGUUUACGUCAGAGUUGUCUGUAACACUAUGCUUGUGUUUGUCUAAAUACGUUAGUAAAUAGUUCAUUAUUUGCUUUGUGCGUGUAUCACAAAUAAAGUUAU
Molecule: messenger RNA, 2041 nt
Organism: Spodoptera litura
Lineage: Eukaryota; Metazoa; Arthropoda; Insecta; Lepidoptera; Noctuidae
Gene: Trhn
Product: tryptophan hydroxylase
Biological process (GO): aromatic amino acid metabolic process; serotonin biosynthetic process
Cellular component (GO): neuron projection
Molecular function (GO): tryptophan 5-monooxygenase activity; iron ion binding
Source: RefSeq, a predicted model, not a curated record